AACACACUAAGGGACAACCGAUUCACCGAGCGCUUUGAAUUUUUUCCUAAAGGGACACAUCAUAAAAUACAUUGAUGACAAUAACAGUGCUGGCCUUCUAACAUGGCACGGUGGCAACAUACCAGAAAACUCUGUCUUUUUGAAGCUAGGGGGUGACCAUGGGCAAGGCAAUAUGAAAUUCGCCUUUCAAUUAGCCAAUGUGGAUAAGCCAAACUCUAGCAAAAAGACAGUAGUUUUCUGUGUGUUCGAGGCAAACGACACCAGGAACAACCUGAGAGCAGCAACACAAAGAUACAAAGAACAGCUUGGAAUCAUUGCAAUGGCGGUAAGAUAAUUUGUAGUGAUAACUGUAGUUAUUUCAUAAUAAUCAUAACUCAUUACUGUUUGCUUGCUUUACAGUGACAAAAAGAUAAAAUGUUUCUCUUUGGUGACUUUGAGUUUCUCUGCAAGUCCCUAGGAAUAUCGGUGCAAGUGGUAAUAAUAAUUUUCAAAUGUUAAAUAUUAUAUAUGAAACAAACAUUAAUUUUCCACCACUCAAUUUUCAUAUGACAGGGAGACAUCCUUGCCUAUGGUGUGAAAUUGCCGCUGCUGAUAUGAAGCUCCCCCCAGAGGAACGCCCACCUGCACCCAAAAGGACCCUAGAGUCCUUUAGACACAACCUGAGGGAAUUCCGUGAGAAGGGCAAAAGCGACUUAAAGAGGGCAAAAGAAUACUGUAAUGUCAUCCAUGAGCCCUUACUUGAUAUUCCAAUAAGUCAGGUAAAAGGUUUUAGACUUCUGCUGCUGACUGAGUGUGAGGAGCUUGAUAUUAAAAUUGCAUGUAAUGCUGAUACUCAGGCUCCUGAUGCUCGGGUUAGUAGCAGCUCUGAAUUUGACAAGUAUGUACAGCAACUGAGGGAGAUAAAAAAACUUGAGAAGGAAGCUGAACGCCUCCAUCAAGAAGCCCAGCAGUUCCAGGAUUUCUUGACGUACCAGCUGUCUGUACUCGGUCUUGAUGAGAAUGCCCCACAUUUACAAAUGGUUGUCCGGCAAGCUCAGGAGAACAUGAAGAAUGCAGAGGAGAAGCCAUGGACAUGGGAAAGAUCUUCCAAGCCCUGGAGAAACAGCUUCAGGACCUUACAAUCAAGCGGCAACCCUACCCACCCUACCCAUGGAGCCUGCUUUGUAGGGAACCAUGUAAACAUUGCACUGAAGACAGAAAAUAUCGAAAAGAUCUGUAGUGUGGUAGUAAGAGAAGCAAUGGCUGUCAAAACAAAGUUCCAUGAACUCUUCACCUUUUUUGGCUCAGUCCACUUUCUAUAUAACAGCAGUACCCCAAUGAAUACAGCUCAGCUCAGAAUCCUAGAAAAUGGCAUCAAGGAAUUCGCUGCAUUUUACCAAGCCACAUUUCCAGAUGAGACCUUUCCCCCCAAGUUCCAUAUGUUAGAAGUGCAUGUAGUAGAUUUCAUCCGGGAAUGGAAGUUUCCUUUAGCCUUUUUGGGCGAGCAUGGUGGUGAAUCAAUUCAUCAUGAACUCAACCAGUUGAACCGUGAAUUCAGCUCGAUCCACCCUGUGUCGCGUCGGCAACGAAAAAUAAUAGAAGAGCAUAGCAUUAGAGUUGCACCUCUAAACCGCUCAAAAUAUCCAGAGAAAAAAAAUCGAAAACGAAGAGCUCACACCGCUACAACCCGAUUGAGCCGAGUCAGUCUCGUUUCUUAAUAAUUCGAGUCGUGUAUAAAUUGUAAAACUAUUGCAAAGCCAGGAGGACGCGGGAGCGACAAGUAUUACUCCUUCGAUGUUCAAAUAAGUAUUAAUAUUCUAUCGAAAAUAAACCAACUAAAAAACAGAA
This is a messenger RNA of Nematostella vectensis (starlet sea anemone), 1827 nucleotides long. RefSeq lists its product as uncharacterized. The record is from RefSeq and is a predicted model, not a curated record. The coding region runs from base 492 to 1697 and encodes 401 amino acids. NCBI's taxonomy places the organism in Eukaryota, Metazoa, Cnidaria, Anthozoa, Actiniaria, Edwardsiidae. The transcript has 6 exons.